AUGAAGCCAACAAACCCAAUAUCAAUAGAGCAUCCACAAGGGCGUAGCUCUAGCAUUGAAGAUGGGCACAUAGUGAAAUGGGCUUACUGGGAGUUCCAUCCGAAGGCUGACCUACGAGUUGGCAUUGUGAUUUCACUAGCCAUGGUAUCAGAAACAAAUGAAACGAGACGACAUUUAGAGGGGACAAAAAAACAGAGAGAAGAUGGGCAUACUUAA
This is a messenger RNA of Dovyalis caffra, 216 nucleotides long. The record is from the annotation of a GenBank genome assembly. NCBI's taxonomy places the organism in Eukaryota, Viridiplantae, Streptophyta, Magnoliopsida, Malpighiales, Salicaceae.